Symbiodinium necroappetens is the source of this 2163-nucleotide messenger RNA. The record is from the annotation of a GenBank genome assembly. Lineage: Eukaryota; Dinophyceae; Suessiales; Symbiodiniaceae.
AUGGCUGAUCGUUUUUCAGUGGAGGGUCUGGCGAAGGAUUGGGAAGGAGUGGACAAUAUCCGGGCCAGAGUGCGUUCGGAACAGGGCAGGCUUGUGAUUCAGAAUGAGGAUCAGACCUAUGAUCCAAGCAAUCGUUUGGCAAUCUUGAACUUGGAUAUCCUCGCCCCCAUGUUGGUUCGAAUGACCUCCUGCAACCUUAAGAUCCCGGACAUCGAGCCGUUGCGAACAACAGUGCAAGAGGUUUAUCAACUCGUGGGCAGGGAGCCUGCGGAGUCCCAAGUCGACGAUGAGGCAUGGGCUCUCCGUCACCUCGUGGGUCAUGUGAAGCGCAAGACCCAGAAGCAUCUGGUUUCUUUGGAACCGGAUUUCCAAGACUUGUGCCUCAUUUUGAAUCCGGGCCUGGAGGACCUGGUGCAAGAUAUCCGGCGACGUGCAGAAUCCGUCCCCGAGGCAUCGCCUGAUGACACGUUGGAGGUGCUGCUUGAUAUAAGCCAGCCGGACUCCGGGGCUGGAGCUUUGGUGCCGGGAGAAAAACCCGAGCCAACACCGGCCAUCGAGACGCUCCGAAGCCCCCAGGCCCAGGCCCGAUUCAACCCAUACUCCCGAGCCAACACGUGGGCCGAUAGUGUUCCAGCGGAGCCAAGUUCUGGUGCGAUUGUCCCGAGUGCUCCCAGCACUCCCUCCCCUGUGUCUGAGCGACCCUCGCCAAGUCAAUCCGUGUCUUCUGCAGAGUCGAGCAAAGCGAAGAAGUUCCAGCUCCAGCUUUUGCAGGAUGAGCUCAGGAUUCGGGAGAAGCGGGCGAAGUUUGACCCGUCCAUGCGUGUGCAGCCAGAGGAACCCUCCCCAGGCCGUCCAGAGCCUGGCGCAGCCGCCGCAGCCGCCGCGCUGGUGACCCCUCCUUCCAAGAACAACUUCAGUCUUGCGGGUGCAGACAAUGCCGAGACCCAGCUCUUUGACAUCAUGGCAGUGGAUACAACUAAUGCUCCCUUGACCCCAGAGUACAACAAGCCGCAGAGAAUCCCGAGCUCAACAACCGUGGAAGCAAAGCGUUGGGCCUAUCAGCAUCCCAAUGAACCCAAGCAAGAUCAGAUGCCUCCCGCUGACCCCUCGACACUACCUGCUCGCGACGAGGAGCCGUGUGCUGUCGAGGCGCCGAUGCCUGAUGCUGAGGCUCCUGUGGAUGAUGAAGCAGCUCCAGAGCCUGAAGAGGCCGAAGCUGCAGAGGCCGACGAAGCUCCCGCGGAGGCUUUCGGGAGACGAGAGCAGCUUGGAUUGAGACAGAGGAUCAAAGCUGCCAACAAAGAGAAAAAAAAUCAGGGCGGCAAGAAGCUCAAGCGCAAGAAGAGCAAGAGCAAGCUUGCUCGCAUGAAGAAGAUGCGCAGUUCGCGCUCUUCGUUUGAGGACACGGAAGGACUUGAGCCACACGAGGACGAAGCGGAGCCCGUCCAGGAAGAGGAGUUUGAGCCUGAGGAUCCGUCAUCUACCAGCAAAGCAAAACCGAGAAGCAAAGCCACACCGAAAGCCGAAGCCGCAAAGCCGAAAAGCAAAGGGUCACCGAAAGCCAAAGCCGCAGAGCCGAAAAGCAAAGGGUCACCGAAAGCCAAAGCCACCGCGAAAGCCAAAGCCACCGCGAAAGCCAAAGCCUCGCCGAAAGCCACCGUUGCCAAAUCCAAGAAGGCUUCGUCUUCGAAAGCUCAGGAGGACGUUGGGGCGGAGCCCGCCGAGAGCGACGAGAAGCCCAAGUCCAAGGGGGGGCGACCCAAGGGAUCGAAGAACAAUCCCAAGCAGGCCGAGGUCACUGCGACUAAGCAGUCCCGUGCUGCCCGAGUGGCACCCAGCGUCCGCCUGAACCGCAAGUCCGCCGACGACACGCCCCACGACCCGGAGGAUUACAAGUACAUCCUUAGCUUCUGGGGGGAUUUCGAGGAUCCCAAUGCCGAUCUUCCGGUGCUCAAGCGAGAGGUCAAAGCCUGGAGACCAGUGUGGACCUACUUGAACCCGGACAUAUAUUGGAGCCGGUGGGAGUGCGCUUUGACUUUCCACUACGAAGAUGACGAGGGCACGGCUUGCAAAGCCAAUGUGGGCCACUUCCAUUUCGCUAAGAACAAGCCCGGGCUUUUGCUGGCCAUUGCCUGUACCUACCUGCUGGCUGCUUGUCGGUAA